CCCCUGAUCGGGUGUUGCAAGCUUUACCAAAUCUAGCCAAACGAUUGCAAACAUCCUUGAGCAUUGCUUGCGAGCAUAUCUUACGCACUCAUUGUAAAAUCAGAGUGCUAUCUGCAUCAGUGCAUCACUUGCCUGCGAACCACAUUUGUCGCGCAGCACAUCUACAUGGGAGUUCAAUACCUACUGCAUGCAUAUCAUUUCACUGGAGACAGCGAUAGAGCUUGUCGAUCCAGAUACCUAUGCCAGACAUCGAUGUUGACCGAGUGAUGCUGCCUAGACAAUCAUGUAAGACCAAUACGGGACUUCAGCUUAUCAGCAUCACCAUCAAAAACAAGCGCAUAACGAACCUUUGCUAUAUGAUAAGCCAAUCCGGAACUUCACCCCCGCAUGCCUCGCGGACUUCCUUCUUGCCAGCCCUCCAGUAAAAAUUAUGCUUGUCUAGAGCCCUGCCAACCCACCAAUAUGGUAUCUGAUGCCAGUCCGACGUGCCAACCAGAAGUAUGAUGAUUUCCAUUCAAUCUGGUUGCAGACUGGCUGUCAUGCUACGGAAAGGCAGUCUCUACUGGUUGCUAAACAAUUCACUGCCAUGACCCAAGGCCCGCUAAACCUUAUUGGGGACAGAAAACCAGUACAUCGCACCAACAUGAAGAUGGAUGUCCCAUAGCUCAAGGAUAUAUUUUCCACGUCCUCUCAAGAUCUGAGCUGGCAAUCAUCUUCAACGCAUCUCACAAAGUCUUCAAAAAGAAAUCUUAUCUUAUCCUACCAUCCUAGUC
Coccomyxa subellipsoidea C-169 is the source of this 773-nucleotide messenger RNA. RefSeq lists its product as hypothetical. The record is from RefSeq and is a predicted model, not a curated record. Lineage: Eukaryota; Viridiplantae; Chlorophyta; Trebouxiophyceae; Coccomyxaceae. The transcript has a single exon. Bases 240 to 425 code for a protein of 61 amino acids.